Molecule: messenger RNA, 960 nt
Organism: Carlito syrichta (Philippine tarsier)
Lineage: Eukaryota; Metazoa; Chordata; Mammalia; Primates; Tarsiidae
Gene: DYNC2I2
Product: WD repeat domain 34
Exons: 5
Coding region: 163-888 (241 amino acids)
Biological process (GO): intraciliary transport
Cellular component (GO): cytoplasmic dynein complex; ciliary plasm
Molecular function (GO): dynein heavy chain binding; dynein light chain binding
Source: RefSeq, a predicted model, not a curated record
AGUUGCCAGACGGCCAGCAUAGCCACCACCGACACAUCCGCCCAGGCCCGGAGUCACGCAGACGCGCAGGUGCAGACAGAGCCCCCCGAGCUGCUGGAUGGGCAGUCUCUGUCCCAGCAGGACACCCCCCGGCUCGCAGCCUUUCUUCAGAGGGUGGAGGCCAUGGUCAUCCGCGAGCUGAACAAGAACUGGCAGAGCCACGCGUUUGAUGGCUUCGAGGUGAACUGGACCGAGCAGCAGCAGACGGUGUCCUGUCUGCACACCCUGGGCUACCCUCCAGCCCAGGGGCAGGGUCUGCAUGUGACCAGCGUGUCCUGGAACUCCACCGGCUCUGUGGUGGCCUGUGCCUAUGGCCGGCUGGACGACGGGGACUGGAGCACACUCAAGGCCUUUGUGUGCGCCUGGAACCUGGACCGGCGAGACCUGAACCCCCGGCAGCCGUCGGCGGUGCUGGAGGUGCCCAGCGCCGUGCUGUGCCUGGCCUUCCACCCCACGCAGCCCUCCCACGUCGCAGGAGGGCUGUACAGUGGCGAGGUGCUGGUGUGGGACCUGAGCCGCGCUGAGGACCCGCUGCUCUGGCGCACGGGUCUGACCGAGGACUCCCACACGGACCCCGUGUACCAGGUCAGAGCUGGGGCGGGCGGGGCCUGCGACGUGCAGCUGUUCGACCUCCGGAAGAGCUCCCAGAAGCCCACGGCGUCCAUCCGGCAGACCCAGGACGGAAGCCCAGUCUACUGCCUGGAAUUCAACAGCCGGCAGACCCAGCUCCUGGCUGCGGGGGACGCCAGGGGCACGGUGCGGGUGUGGCGGCUGAGCACGGAGUUCACGGCGCAGGGGCCCCGGGAAGCCCAGGAGUUGGACCGGCUGGCCGCAGAGGGGGCCGCCUGAGGCUCCGGGAGGCCGGGCCGGGCCGGGCUCUCCCCGCGAGCUUGUUUCUGACCGAGCUGAAUGAAGGCAAGG